This is a messenger RNA of Haliotis rubra (blacklip abalone), 1928 nucleotides long. Its product is annotated as pre-mRNA-splicing factor syf2-like. Gene Ontology annotation, cellular component: catalytic step 2 spliceosome; post-mRNA release spliceosomal complex; Prp19 complex. The record is from RefSeq and is a predicted model, not a curated record. The transcript is spliced from 7 exons. The coding region runs from base 112 to 810 and encodes 232 amino acids. NCBI's taxonomy places the organism in Eukaryota, Metazoa, Mollusca, Gastropoda, Lepetellida, Haliotidae.
UACCGCAAACGAAUCCGUUGGCGAGUGAUAUCAAUGGUGCGUGGAGCUCUGGAAACACAGUCGUGAAAAGAAAAGUGACAUUUUGAGCUUGCAGUCUUCCCCAAAGAAAUCAUGGCUUCGUCCAGCACAAUUGAGAAACCAUCGGCACAAGGAUCAGCAAAGAGAAAAUUUGAUCGAAUGAAUCGACUUCGAGACCUGGAACUCAAAAUGAAUGAAGCCAGAAAGUUGAAUCACCAGGAAGUUGUAGCUGAGGAUGAAAGAAAGAAACGCCCCAAAAACUUCGAGGCCAAGAAGAUGAGGACAGAAUGGGAGGAGGAAGUUGAGAGAAAGAAGAAGGAGUGUGAGGAGAGAGGAGAGGUAUUUGACAGAGUCAAGUUGCUGGAUGUCGGUGCUGACGAAGCCGAGAGGUGGGAGAGGAAGAAGAAGAAGAAAAACCCUGAUACAGGAUUCGCAGAUUAUGAGCAGGCCACAUUCCGCCAGUAUCAGACCCUCACUAAGCAGAUGAAGCCCAACAUGCAGGAGGUUGACAGACAGAAGGAGAAGCUUGGUGAUGACUUCUACGCUACUUCCAACACCCUGGGCCUGCAUCAGCAGAAGGACACCAAGGAGGCCGUGGACCGCAUGGUUGUGGACCUUGAGAAACAGAUUGAGAAGAGAUCUAAGUACAGUCGCAGGCGGACAUUUGACGAAGAUGCAGACAUUGAUUACAUCAAUGAGAGGAACAUGAAGUUCAACAAGAAACUGGAACGUUUCUAUGGAUCGUACACAGCUGAGAUUAAACAGAACUUGGAGAGAGGUACAGCAGUGUGAGCCCACCAUGCUGAUGGACUGUGUGUUUAUGUUGUAAAUAGUCAAGGGCUCUGGGAAGAAGAAACAGCUGAUACUGAUGGAAAAUUGCACCACCUUGGCAGGCUAACUGUGCGUGCAUGAAAAAAACCUGUUUGUGAUAAAUACCUUUGGUUACCACAGAGAAACUGUCUUUGUUUUUACUGAGGCAGUUUGUCCAUAUCUGAUGUCUCCAUGCUUUGACUGCCAGUAUUUUAGUGCAUCAUACCCUGCUGCCCUAAGGCGACAAGCCAUGGAAAUCUGAUACCAUCCUGAUUAUGAGCAUGUAUUUGUCAGCAUUAAACUCAUACUCAUGAGGGAGCGUCGGGGCUAGAUUAGUGGUUAAGUGUUUGCCUGUCACGCUGAGAACCCGGGUUCGAUUCCCCACAUCGGUGAGUGUGAAACUCAUUUCUGGUGUCACUCACUCAUGAGCUUCACCAAAGCGGUUGCUGUCUCCAGCCGUGUCAAGCUGAAACCCCAGGAUUUAAAUAAUGUUGAAAUGGCGUUAAACUAGGUGUUAUAGAAACACUGAGACGUGUUCAUAUUGGAAGUUUUAAGUGCACAGGGCAUUGUACAUGUUUGUAUGAUAACAAUAGACCAUAUUAUUUCUUGUGUGUAGUCAUGUAAUUAUUUUCAUGGAAUUUAUAAGGUGACCAUUGUCAAUAAGAACAUGCAAUACUUUUCAAGUAUGAUCUUCAAAUUCUUUUUCCAGUUUUUCAGUUUUUGAGGGAUAAAUAUAAAACAAAAUGUGCACAGUGUAAAUCCAUACAGAACUAAACUUUGAUGGGUCCACAGAGCACAUUUUCUGCAAAGCAAAGUCUCCAUUAAACCAAUUCUUAUGAAACAGAUGAAAAUAACAAGAUGAAAUCAGUCAUAUUGUUGAGUUCAGUAAUGCAAGGAAACUGUGACAACUUUGUGAUCCUGACCUAAUUUGUUUUAUUGUUGAUAGCCAGUCAAAUGCUAGAGAAUCACGAGCAAUUUAUAUGUUAAUACACAUAACUACUGUAAUUCCAGACAUGAAAUGUUUGUGGUGUUAGUAAUAUAUAAGAAUAUGACAGUAUAUGUCAGUGUAUGUUCAGAAAUAAACUUUUAUGUACAUGCUA